Brassica oleracea var. oleracea is the source of this 2300-nucleotide messenger RNA. Its product is annotated as heat shock 70 kDa protein 5. NCBI's taxonomy places the organism in Eukaryota, Viridiplantae, Streptophyta, Magnoliopsida, Brassicales, Brassicaceae. Gene Ontology annotation, molecular function: misfolded protein binding; heat shock protein binding; ATP hydrolysis activity. The transcript has a single exon. Gene Ontology annotation, biological process: cellular response to unfolded protein; protein refolding. The record is from RefSeq and is a predicted model, not a curated record. Gene Ontology annotation, cellular component: cytoplasm. The coding region runs from base 185 to 2137 and encodes 650 amino acids.
UCCAGAAGUCUCUGGAGCGUUUUGCGUGGCGACUUCUCCGUCUUUCCACAUCUCCGUGUCGAGUCCUCUCUCGAAAUGUCUUCCUUCUCCGAUCGUAUCCAUAUAUAUAGCUACCUCCACCGAUUCAGAUCACUCAUCAAGCAGACUAACGAAUCAAACAAAUAGCGAAAUCUCACAGCAAACAAUGACGACAAAAUCCGAGAAAGCCGUCGGAAUCGACCUCGGCACAACAUACAGCUGCGUCGGAGUGUGGAUGAACGACCGCGUCGAGAUCAUCCCCAACGACCAAGGAAACCGCACUACACCUUCCUACGUCGCCUUCACAGACACCGAGCGGUUAAUCGGAGACUCAGCGAAGAACCAAGUCGCGCUGAACCCUCACAACACCGUCUUCGACGCGAAACGUCUCAUCGGGAGGAGAUUCUCCGAUCCUUCCGUCCAGAGCGACAUGACUCACUGGCCGUUCAAAGUCGUCUCGGGACCCGGAGACAAGCCGAUGAUAGUCGUCUCGUAUAAGAACGAGGAGAAGCAGUUCUCUCCCGAGGAGAUAUCUUCUAUGGUGCUGAUCAAGAUGAGAGAAGUCGCCGAGUCCUUCUUAGGUCACGCGGUUAAAAACGCCGUCGUAACGGUCCCUGCUUAUUUUAACGACUCUCAGAGACAAGCGACGAAGGACGCGGGUUCGAUCUCGGGUCUCAACGUUUUGAGGAUAAUUAACGAACCGACCGCUGCGGCUAUCGCGUACGGUUUAGAUAAAAAAGGGACGCAAACCGGUGAGAGGAACGUUUUGAUUUUCGAUCUCGGGGGCGGGACGUUUGAUGUUUCGCUGUUAACGAUCGAAGAAGGCGUCUUCGAAGUGAAGGCUACGGCGGGAGAUACUCACCUCGGAGGGGAAGACUUUGACAAUAGGUUAGUUAACCACUUCGUUGCGGAGUUUAGAAGGAAGCACAAGAAGGAUAUAAGCGGGAACGCGAGGGCGUUGAGGAGGCUGAGAACGGCUUGCGAGAGAGCGAAGAGGACGCUUUCCUCGACGGCUCAGACUACUAUAGAGAUUGAUUCCUUGUACGAGGGGGUUGACUUCUACGCGACGAUAUCGCGCGCGAGGUUUGAGGAGAUGAACAUGGAUUUGUUCAGGAAGUGUAUGGAUCCUGUUGAGAAAGUUCUAAGGGAUGCAAAGAUUGACAAGAACCGUGUUCAUGAAGUUGUUCUUGUCGGAGGAUCGACUAGGAUUCCGAAGAUUCAGCAGCUUUUGCAAGAUUUUUUUAAUGGGAAGGAGCUUUGUAAGAGUAUUAACCCUGAUGAAGCUGUUGCUUACGGAGCCGCGGUGCAGGCGGCUAUUCUGACCGGUGAAGGGAGUGACAAGGUGCAAGAUCUGUUACUUCUUGACGUGGCGCCGUUGAGUCUUGGGCUAGAGACGGCGGGUGGGGUGAUGACUGUGCUGAUCCCGAGGAACACUACUGUUCCUUGUAAGAAGGAGCAAGUGUUCUCGACCUAUUCUGAUAAUCAGCCUGGUGUUCUGAUCCAAGUGUACGAAGGAGAGCGUGCGAGGACCAGAGACAACAACCUUCUCGGAACGUUUGAGCUCAAGGGGAUCCCUCCUGCGCCGCGUGGGGUUCCUCAGAUCAAUGUGUGUUUUGACAUAGAUGCGAACGGGAUCUUGAACGUGUCGGCGGAGGAUAAGACCGCAGGCGUGAAGAACCAGAUCACGAUCACGAACGAUAAAGGGAGGUUGAGCAAAGAGGAGAUUGAGAAGAUGGUGCAAGACGCUGAGAAGUAUAAGGCGGAGGAUGAGCAGGUGAAGAAGAGGGUCGAGGCCAAGAACUCGCUUGAGAAUUAUGCUUAUAACAUGAGGAACACUGUUAAGGACGAGAAGCUGGCGCAGAAGCUGGAUCAGGAAGAUAAGCAGAAGAUAGAGAAGGCGAUUGAUGAGACGAUCGAGUGGAUUGAAGGGAACCAGCUGGCGGAGGUUGAUGAGUUUGAAUAUAAGUUGAAAGAGCUGGAGGGGAUUUGCAGCCCGAUUAUCUCGAAGAUGUAUCAGGGAGGUGCUAGUGCUGGAGGUGCGAAUGAUGGUAUGCCAGGAGACGGUGGCUCUGGUGGCUCUGGUGGUGGUCAAGGUCCAAAGAUUGAAGAGGUCGAUUAGAGCGGUGGUGUGAAGACAAAAGUGGGGAGUCUUUGUGUUGUACUUUUGUGCCUGAAGUAUCUAAAAGAGGUGUUUUGAUAGUGUGAUGAAAGUAAUGUAGUUGUGUAUGCUCUUAUGUAAGUUUGUUUCAAAGUAAUGUUUUUCUCAUAAUACUUAGUUCGUA